AUGCCGAAGCCAAGCUUGUACAGCAGCUUGGUCAACAAGCCGACGACCAAGUACUCGGACUACUACCAGGAUGAUCAGACUGGUGAAGGCAGUCAGUAUGGCUCUAGCGUGAGAAGGACGACCUCGAGAGCGGGCUCGAUACGCUCCGUUCGGUCUAACAACACCUUUCGAGACUUCAUCAUGAACGCCAAUGCCGGCAGACAGAGACAGGACGACGAGGGCUCAGUCUAUGACGAUGCACGGAGCAUAGCCUCCUCGACCUUCUCACAGCGUCAGCACAACAACCUCGUCAGAUCCUCGCAAUAUGGCACCGCACCUCAAUGGCAGCCCGCACACUAUGGCCGUCAGACCAAGCGGGCCGGAUCUCAGGCUGGCGAUGACAAUGCAUCGAUCUACUCGUUCGAGUCCUACAAGUCGGAUGCAGAGCGAUCCAUUGCCUCCUUCCACAGCAGACUAUCCAAAUCUGGCUCAUUCGCUUCAGGUCGGCCAGGCAGCCAGGCAGGCUCCCAAUGGCAGUCACUCGGAGCUGUUGGACCCUCUCUCGUCUCGAUACCGCCAAGCAGCUUGUACAAUGGCAAAGGACGGAGGAGCUCGGCCAGCAAAGGUCUCAGUAGAUCUUAUUCUGGCAACACCGGAUACGCUACCUCAGUGGCCGGCAGCUACACCAGUGGGAUCUCGCAGCGAGGCGUGCCAUCUACAGCACCGCCUUUAGUCCUGCCCUCCAGCAACGUACCGUCGUCGGCUUCGUCGAGCGGGGGUUUCUUGCGCAGAAAACCAAGCGAACCCAGCAACUUGACUCGUAUACCCAAUCGCAACCCUGUCAAGCCAGCUGGUGUCACCAUUCUGCCCACAAAGGAGCAGAUCCGUCAAUCUGUGCUCAACGUCGGUCUGCCACCCGCGGCCAUCCCACAGGCUCAGACGAUCGAUAUCAAUCCCAGAAAAGUCAAGAGCAAGCGAAGCAACACCAGCCUGCAACACAAGACCAGCCUCUCCUCCGUCGUCGAAACGCCUUUGCCAGCACAAGCUCCAGCUCGUCAGGCUGCAGCCCAGCCGACGCGAGUCUAUGCCUCAGCCGCUCCUGCUCCGGCUCAGGUCUACGCGCCCAAGCCGGUCGCUGCCGCCUCGCCCGCAAAGUAUGUGCCGCCACCGCCUCCGGUGACACCGGCCGAGUCUGUAGCGCCCACGACCUACGUCGUGCCGACCGUGUAUGUUCCUCCGCCAAUGGCAGUCUACGCCCCCAGCAUGGCUGCUCCCAUGCCCGAACCAGAACCAGCACCUGUCGUGGCAGCACCGCGAGCAGUGUCGACACCGCCUACGACCGUCACAGAGCCCGCGUUCGAGCCUGCAGCGGUUGUGGAAACGCCGAUGGAGGACGAGACAGAUGAUCUCGAGCAAUGUUUGACUGAAUUCACGGAGAGCGCGCAUGAGAGGACACCUGAACAGCUUCUGAGAGCGCUGACGCGCGCCGGUCUACUUCAUCGCGUAAUGGAAGCAGUAGAAGAGGAGGACGAAGAUGCUGUGGAGGAGCCAGAGGAAGCGAUCGUCGAGGAACCUGUUGCGCCCGUCACUGCCAAUCGACCCAAGGUCAUUCGACCGACAGGCAUGGUGGCAGCAGCCCAAGAGGAGCCUGCCAUGCCUGUGCCCACACAGUCGAUCAAGAAGCGCAAAGCCAAAUCGCCCUCGCUCGCUCGUUUGCUACGCGAAGUCUUCGCGGCUACCACAACCAAGCCUUCAAGUCCACCUUCCUCCCCUUCGAAGCGUGAACCCGAGAGUGCUGUCAACACGCCGACCAAGUCGCCUCUUGCUACCUCUGGAUCGCUUCCCACCCUUGCAGAUCUGACCUCGAGGAGCGCUGCCAGCGAUGCGCACCCGCCUGCAACUGAUCGCGCUACGAGCACUGCUGCGCCUGUUAUGCUUGCGACGCCCGAGCAGACCCAAGCGGCGUUGACCCCCUCACCGGUGCCGUCGCCAUCGCCGUCUUACACGCCUAGUCCUGCAAACGAGCCAGAAGAGCGCAGAGGAUCGGUCAUCUGGCAGAGCUCGACCGCUAAACCCAACAACUUGCUGCAAAUGACCCUCAUCGAGGCUACGCAUCACAGCGCGAGCAGAACAACCCUUCAUGGCCAUAUCACAGUGCGGCCCGAUUCGCACAUACGCGAGAUUUCAGUGCGCUCCACUACAAAUUAUUGGGCCACAUAUCUGGACUCGAUUGCCCAAUCUUCCUCGUCGGGCACUUGGGUGUUUGACCGCGCAGUCGAACACGCUCCCACGACUCUGCAGCUUGCGAUCAGAUACAUUCUCGACGGCUCAGAUGCAGAGCACUGGGAUAGCAACGGCGGGCAGAAUUAUCAUGUCUACGUUCCCGCGGAUACAUCAGGCCUUGCAGACUCUGCACAGGUCUCCACGCCCACUCAAGUCGAAGCGCACACUCCUGUGUCUGUUGUGGCAACUCCGAACGCGGUCGCAGAAGCGCCCGAGACGAUCUCUACACUUGCACCGGACGUCAAUGAGCCCAGCGACACCAGGCAAUCGAGUCCGGCAUUAGCUGGCUCAGGCUUGACUAACGGUAUGUCAUCAAAUACCUCUGAGGUCUCGAAUCGCUCCGAGACAGAGACGCCGACGACUACGCCUGCGUCUUCAGAGCGAAGCUCGACUCUCGCAAAGCCUAUACCAGGUCUUGCGACAUUGUACGCUCUUCCUCGCCAGACCUCCGCGCCAGCACAGAAAGCCGACAAUCCUCGGAUCUAUCUCACCCGCACAGAAUCAGAUCGUGCUGCGAUGCUCGAACGAGGUGUAGAUCCCGCUGCGCCUGUCGAAGAUCAUGGUAGAGAGAUCGAAGUGACAUCCGUACAACCAGGUACACGCAAGCUCGACAGCGGGCCUCAAUCUCUCGUCAACGAUCGCUUGCCAAAGUCUAAGGCCCGCCAGACCUCAGCGUCCUCGGUCGCGUCGUCUGUCUCGUAUGCUCCCGUCAGUGGUGCUAGGUUGCCUCGCGCCACGCAUGCCAGCAUCAUCGCUGCCAGCAAUGGCUUGCCGCUACAGCUCGAGCCAGAGACCGCCGAGAGGCCUGUUGGUCAUACCGCGCAGUCGCACCCGUCAUCACGAAGAGGCUCGUCGUCUGGCGAAGACUCUCGCGGGCCCUCAUUGGAUGCUUGGUCUCCAAAUCAAUCGCGACAAGGCAGCGUCUCCGGAGGUAGCGUGACAAACGAGGCGUUCACAUUUAAGCGGCGCAGUCAAAUGACCAACGAGCCCUCUGCACUGGCUAACGAGACCUCAGCAUCGCCUUCUCCAGUCGGCCGCGCAGCCCGCUCUCCCGCGACCUCGGCUGGUCCGUCUAGGCAAGCUUCUCUUCAUCAAUCGCCGGAAAGGUCAGAAGUCGACGGGUUUACGCAUCACGAUGACUCGAGCGAGGAGGAAGAGGAUGAAUACGAAAGCGACGAGGAAGACGAGCAAGUCAGCGCAUUACCUAACGACGCAAUGUCGACGCCCUCUGUCAGAACGACUGGCGGGCUCACGACGGCAGGCAUUGGCGCAAUGUCUGUGCCCCUCGGAGCUUAUCGACCUGCACGAGACCCCAAGAGAAUAUCGUACCUCAUGGCCGAAAAGAUCAAAGGCCCUGCUCAGACGAUGUGCGCAUUGACGAUCACAAGCAACGCUGCACUGUCCUUAGCGCAGCCCAGCUUCGUUGACAAGGUCUUCGCUUCACCUAAGAAGCAGCCCGUCGGUGCGGCAGCCUUGCCGCCACAUCUCGCUGGUAAAAUGAAUAGUGGGCCACUUGUCGAGCUCACAAACCUGGCCGAAUCGCCUAAGAAACUGAAGACGAAUCAAGUACUCGUGCAAGUCUUUGCUGUCGCUGUCGACUUCUGGGAUCAACAUCACGUCAACAAGCUUGGUCAAAAUCCGAACAGUCACGGCUUCAUCCCAGGCAGAAGCUUCUGCGGGAAAGCUGUCGAGGUCGGUAUGGACGUCACGCGUAUCAAGAAGGGCGAUUUCGUCUACGGUUUAGCUGAGCUCAAGCAAAGCGGUGCCCUUGCGGAGUACUUGACGGUCGAUCGCGGUCUCAUCGCCCAUGCUCCACAAGGUCGGCUCAGUCUUGAACAGAUUGCAGCUCUGCCCCUGGCCGGCGUCGCGGCCUAUCAAGCUAUGAACGAAGUCUGCGCCGAUCUACCACGCGGUUCAAAGAUCUUGGUGUUGAAUGCUCACGAAGGUGUAGGCGCCAUCGCCGUCCAGCUAGCGAUCUCCCUUCGUCAGAAGGCGGACCUGUGGAUCACUGCGCAAGUGCCAGAAUACGUCACCGAAGCGCAGACAUUCUGCCGGGCUAUCGGCGCUUCCGAAACACUUCAGGACGAGCCUUUGGCGGUCAUCAAUUCGCUGCACGAGUCAUCGUAUGACGUCGUCAUCGAUACAAUCGGCGGCCGUCGCAUCUACGAUGCGUCACGACGUAUUUUGCAUUCCCAGAACUCCACCUUUAUCACCACGGUCGGCGAAAGUCUGGCUGUGGCCAGUACGCCAUCCUACUGGAAAAUGGGCUUCAAGCAGAUGCGCCGGGCAUGGGUGAAGAAGGGCUCAAAGCGCAUCAACUAUCUCAUGCCAUCUCUUGACGAACGAGAGGACUGCCGCGAGGCACUCGAUAGGCUCCGUGUCGAAGUGGAUCGUCGACAUCUCAGCCCCGUCGUUCGCCGAGUUCUUGGCUUCGAAGAAGGCGGCAAAGCGUUCGAAGAUCUCGUCGAAGAGAAUCUUGGCGGCAUCGUCAUCCGCAUUCUCGACUGA
Molecule: messenger RNA, 4770 nt
Organism: Mixia osmundae IAM 14324
Lineage: Eukaryota; Fungi; Basidiomycota; Mixiomycetes; Mixiales; Mixiaceae
Exons: 4
Coding region: 1-4770 (1589 amino acids)
Cellular component (GO): mitochondrion
Molecular function (GO): protein binding; oxidoreductase activity
Source: RefSeq, a predicted model, not a curated record